GUUCAAAAAAGAACAAAAAUCGCCAUUAGCUGGCUGCUAGUGGAGUAUUUCUGGGCGGGGCGCUCUCUUCCCUUCCCCCCGCGCCUCCACUUCCGCCUCCGCCUCGCGCCACCGACCAUGCCUUCCUCCGCCGCAGCCGCCGCCGACGGCGGCGACAUCGAGGAGGUGGACCGCCUCAAGAAGAGGAUCAGGACCCUCGAGAUGGAGGAGACGAAGUUGAACCAGCAUAUGGAACGCGUCAUCCAGGGAAUCGAAGCGAACGAGGCGUACCUCGUCGGCAUGGUCCUCAGGAUUAUGGAAAAGGGCCCAGAGGAUGAGACUGCUGAGGAUGAUUGUGAUGUUGGCUUUCAUUUGCAGCGAAAAAUUAUAUUCCGUCCUAUUGCUGGGGUAGUGUACCCUAGCAAACUUAAGCCUGGAGAUUUAAUUGGUGUUGACAGUACAUCAAAUGAACACUACUGUGGCAUUGGUGGUCUCGAAAAACAAAUUGAGGAGCUUGUGGAAGCAGUUGUGUUGCCAAUAAUCCACAAGAACUGCUUCCAGAGGUUGGGAAUUCACCCUCCAAAAGGUGUACUUCUGUAUGGACCACCUGGAACUGGGAAGACACUCGUUGCCCAUGCAUUUGCUUCCCAGACAAAUGCAACAUUUCUUAAGCUAACUGGUCCACAACUUGCCGUGAAGCUUAUUGGUGAGGGAGCAAGACUUGUUCGUGAUGCCUUUCAGCUUGCUAAAGAGAAAGCCCCAUGCAUUAUUUUCAUUGAUGAAAUUGAUGCAAUUGGAAGCAAGCACUUUGAUAGUGGUGAUAGGGAAGUGCAACAAACAAUUGUGGAGCUUCUUAAUCAGUUGGAUGGCGUCGGGAGCUAUGAGAGUAUAAAGGUAAUAGCUGCAACUAAUCGGCCAGAAGUUCUUGAUCCUGCUUUUCUGCGAUCUGGCCGUUUAGAUCAAAAGAUUGAAUUCCCUCAUCCAUCUGAACAGGCUAGAGUUAGAAUUCUGGAGAUCCACUCCCGAAAAAUGGACAAAAACCCUGAUGUAAACUUUGAAGAGUUGGCUUGCUGUACAGAUGAUUUUAAUGGUGCACAGCUAAAGGCUGUAUGCUUUGAGGCUAGCAUGCUGGCAUUUCACCGAGAUGCUACAGAGGUUCGGCAUGAGGACUUUGUCAGAGCAAUUGCGCAAGUAAAAGACGGGAAUUACUGAACAACAGCUUCAACUACUAUGCAUAGAGGACACCAUCUAACAUCUUACCUUGUGUGCAGUUGGUUCUGAGACCAGACCAAGAAGUUACUGUCACCUAACUCAAAUUUUUACCAUGUCUUAGAUACGAGAGAUCAAGUAUAGUUUGAAAACAGUGGUCUGUAUAGUACUGAUUAGUAAGUUGAGAAAUAUUUGAGGCUCAUAGUAGGAAGCUAAUCAGAAAAGGCAACAAUUGUUUUUGAUAACCUUGCAAGAUUUGAGUUUUUUUGACAACAGCAUUUGCUGAUCAGAUUGUUGGCUAUUUGUUAGAUCUUGCAUCUACACAAAGUUACUAUUACUUUGUGCAGCACUACAGCUCAUGUUGCUGUAAUAGUACCGUGGCUACUUCUCCAUUUUUGUUAUAUUGGCCUGGAUUUUUCACAUUUUGGUCCUUUUGAAAAAUUUAUUUUGCAAAUAGACCCUUGAAAAACUUAUCCCAGAAAUGGUCCUUUUUGGAGCACCAGAGUGGCUGGCGCCGUCCCCCUGCCGACGUGGCGAGGCGAUGCUGAGGUGGCGGGAUGAGGGCACCAACAUGGCUGGGAUAAGUUUUUUCAGGGGUUUAUUUGCGAAAUAAGUUUUUUAAAAGGACCAAAAUGUGAAAAAUCCAGUUAUAUUGGCCAUCUUUCGUCAGCUUUGUGCUUGGGAAGCCGAGUGCUCAAUUGAUUUGCUCAUAGAAUUGUAUGUGAAGCGUGGCCUAAUUUGUAGAACAUGUUUACUACUCCCUCCAUUUUAUAUUAUAAUUUGCUUUGACUUUUUUUAA
Oryza sativa Japonica Group (Japanese rice) is the source of this 1987-nucleotide messenger RNA. RefSeq names its product 26S proteasome regulatory subunit 6A homolog. The record is from RefSeq and is a predicted model, not a curated record. Gene Ontology annotation, biological process: proteasome-mediated ubiquitin-dependent protein catabolic process. NCBI's taxonomy places the organism in Eukaryota, Viridiplantae, Streptophyta, Magnoliopsida, Poales, Poaceae. Gene Ontology annotation, cellular component: proteasome regulatory particle, base subcomplex. Gene Ontology annotation, molecular function: ATP binding; ATP hydrolysis activity; proteasome-activating activity.